UGGCUGCGGGGAGGAGGGCCGAGCCCUCGUCCGGGGCCGAUGCCUGGAGGAUGCACAGGGAGGGCCCUGCAGCACCACCGUCUCUCCGUCCAGGAGCGGCUGCUCAUGAGCCUCCUGCCCCGGAACGUUGCCAUGGAGAUGAAGGAGGACUUCCUGAAGCCCCCGGAGAGGAUUUUCCACAAGAUUUACAUCCAGCGGCAUGACAACGUGAGCAUCCUCUUCGCCGACAUCGUGGGCUUCACGGGGCUGGCGUCGCAGUGCACGGCCCAGGAGCUGGUCAAGCUGCUCAACGAGCUCUUUGGCAAGUUCGACGAGCUGGCCACGGAGAACCACUGCCGGCGCAUCAAGAUCCUGGGGGACUGUUACUACUGCGUGUCCGGCCUCACCCAGCCCAAGGCCGACCACGCCCACUGCUGCGUGGAGAUGGGCCUGGACAUGAUCGACACCAUCACGAUCUUCCCGGGGCUGAUCCUGUCGGACAUCAAGCCGGCGAAGAGGAUGAAGUUCAAGACGGUGUGCUACCUGCUGGUGCAGCUCAUGCAAUGCCGCAAGAUGUUCAAGGCCGAGAUCCCCUUCUCCAACGUCAUGACCUGCGAGGACGACGACAAGGUGGGCCCCCCCCGCGUUGCCUCGGAAAAGGGCAGGAACCGGCUGUCGUUCUCGACCAACGUCGUCCACGCCGCGCCUGGCACCCGCGUCAACAGGUACAUCGGCCGCCUCCUGGAGGCCCGGCAGACGGAGCUGGAGAUGGCGGACCUGCACCUGCUCACCCUCAAGUACAAGCAGGCGGAGCNNNGUCCGCAGUACCAGCAGCUCCCGGACGAGUCCUUCACCAGCGCCGUGGUGCUCGCCCUGGUCCUGGCCGCCCUGUUCGGCCUCGUCUACCUUCUCAUCAUCCCCCAGAGCGUGGCUGUCCUGCUCCUGCUGGUGUUUUGCAUCUGCUUCCUGGUGGCCUGUGUCCUGUACCUGCAUAUCACCCGGGUCCAGUGCCUCCCGGGCUGCCUGACCAUCCGGAUCCGCACCGCCCUGUGCACCUUCAUCGUCGUCCUGAUCUACGCGGUGGCCCAAGGCUGUGUGUGCCAGGAAGCACAGGAGUUGACCACCGUCUGGGGUCCCCCACCCGUGAGGCCCUCGCUGGACCUGACGCCGGGACGACUGAGCCAUGGCCGUGGCAGCGCCCACAGCCUGGAGACGCCGGGCCGACGCUGCCGCCCGCAGGCGGAGGAGGAGCGGGACGACAUGGAGCGGGUGAAGCUGGACAACAGGAGGAUCCUCUUCAACCUGCUGCCGGCGCACGUGGCACAGCACUUCCUGCUCUCCAACCCCCGCAACAUGGACCUGUACUACCAGUCGUACGCCCAGGUGGGCGUCAUGUUCGCGUCCAUCCCCAACUUCAACGACUUCUACAUCGAGCUGGACGGCAACAACAUGGGGGUGGAGUGCCUGCGGCUGCUCAACGAGAUCAUUGCCGACUUCGACGAGGGUUGGUAUCAGCACCCGGCAGACCCCCGGGCUGACCUCCGCGCCUCCAUCUCCGGCCCCUACCUGCGCGCCAUUCCCGGGCCCCGGAACGGCCCGCGCGGAGGGCUGCCUGGUGGGUGUGGGUCCCGAUCCCACUGGGGCUACAGUCUGGUCCCGCCCCCGGCAGCUGGCCUGUGGGUGCCCCUGCCCCUCCGCCCUCAUUUCCCCCAAUGUGACACCCGUGUCCGCCACGUGCAGGCUAAGAGGUGCGUCUCCGCCCACCUGGGCACGCUGGCCGACUUCGCCCUCGAGAUGUUCCACGUCCUGGACGAGAUCAACUACCAGUCCUACAACGACUUCGUGCUCCGCGUGGGUAGGUGGCCUCGGCCCUGCACCCGCCCCAGUGCUGGGGCGCGCCGCCCGCAGUACGACAUCUGGGGGAACACGGUCAACGUGGCCAGUCGGAUGGACAGCACGGGCGUCCCGGGAAGGAUCCAGGUGACGGAGGAGGUGCAGCGGCUGCUGCGACCGGGCGGCUACCACUUCCUGUGCCGGGGCAAGGUCAGCGUCAAGGGCAAGGGCGAGAUGCUCACCUACUUCCUGGAAGGCAGGACCGACGGAAACUCGCAAACCAGGCCCCUGAACUCGGAGCGGAAACUGUGUCCCUACAGGAGAGCCGGCCACCAGACCAGCCUGGCCACAGGCCGUCCCCUGGCCUCCCUGGCCGGCCUCCCCGCUGCGCUCGCUGUGAAGACCCGUGAAGACCCGCGACGCCCAGAACCGUGA
Messenger RNA from Myotis brandtii (Brandt's bat), 2247 nucleotides. RefSeq names its product adenylate cyclase 1 (brain) (gene ADCY1). Gene Ontology annotation, molecular function: adenylate cyclase activity. The record is from RefSeq and is a predicted model, not a curated record. Bases 40 to 2247 code for a protein of 735 amino acids. The transcript has 16 exons. Gene Ontology annotation, biological process: adenylate cyclase-activating G protein-coupled receptor signaling pathway; cAMP biosynthetic process; intracellular signal transduction. Lineage: Eukaryota; Metazoa; Chordata; Mammalia; Chiroptera; Vespertilionidae.